AGCUAUAAACUUCACAACUAAACAGCUCAAGAGCCUCAUGGAGGGAUCACUUGAGCCUCAUCUCAGGGAGCACGUAGCCCAUGCCUUGGAGCUUCCAUUGAACUGGAGGAUGCCGAGGUUACAGACCAGGUGGUUCAUAGAAGCAUGCCAAAGGGAAGCUAACAUAAACCCUGUCCUACUUGAAUUGGCUAAGUUGGACUUCAACAGAGUUCAGAGCAUACAGCAGAGGGAACUCAGAGAAGUGUCGAGUUGGUGGAGCAAUCUUGGCCUGGCGCAGAGGCUUCCAUUUUCGAGGGACAGGUUGAUGGAGAGCUAUUUCUGGACGGUUGGCUGGGCUUUCGAGCCACAGUUUGCAAGAUACAGGGAGGCGCAGACAAAGGCAAUCUGCCUGUUAACAAUAAUAGAUGAUGUGUAUGAUGUUUACGGCACCAUGGAUGAGCUCGAACUUUUCACGGAUGCCGUCGAUAGAUGGGAUGUUAAUGCAAUGGACAAAUUGGCAGAGUAUAUGAAGAUAUGUUUUCUAGCCCUCUUCAACACUACAAAUGACACCGCGUACAAUGUUAUGAAAGAGAAGGGUCUGGAUAUAAUUCCACACCUAAAAAAAGCAUGGGCAGAUCUAUGCAAGGCAUAUAUGGUGGAAGCAAGGUGGUACCACCAAGGCUACACACCCAAUCUUGAAGAGUACUUGGAGAACGCACUAGUAUCGGUAUCGGGUCCCCUGGCAUUGACUCUUGCUUAUUGCACCAGUGACGAUGUAACUCGAGAGGCCUUGGACGGUUUCCAAAGCUGUCCUGAGAUUGCAAGAUGGUCAUCCAUGAUCCUUCGACUUUGUGAUGAUUUGGGUACUUGCAAGGACGAGCUUCGAAGAGGCGAUGUGCCCAAAUCUAUAGAGUGUCACAUGCAUGAGAGCGGUGUUUCGGAGGACGCGGCUCGUGAGCAUAUCAGGCAAUUGAUUAGAGGGAAUUGGAGAGCAAUAAACGGAGAUCGAAGUUUCACUUCGUGUUUUGAGGAAAACCUAAAAAUGAUAGCCAUCGAUAUUCCUCGAAUGGCCCAUUGCAUGUACCAAUAUGGAGAUGGAUAUGGCAAACCCGAUGGAGUGAUCGAGGAUCGCAUCAGGUCUUUGUUGAUUGAACCUAUACUUAUGUAACAAUGUAAUUAAGGAUAAUAUCGUGAAGCUUUAAGUCUCCUCGUGAUUUGUCCAAGUCUUUGAUCAAGUUUCUUUAGGUGUGAUCACUCUUUUUAUUCUGUAAAAGGUAUUGAUGGUGUAAUUUUCGUUUGUUCGUUGUGAUAAUUAAUCUGUAUCAUCAAUUUAAAAGUAGAAAACUUUCUUU
Messenger RNA from Musa acuminata AAA Group (dessert banana), 1331 nucleotides. Its product is annotated as monoterpene synthase 8, chloroplastic-like. Lineage: Eukaryota; Viridiplantae; Streptophyta; Magnoliopsida; Zingiberales; Musaceae. The record is from RefSeq and is a predicted model, not a curated record. Gene Ontology annotation, biological process: diterpenoid biosynthetic process. Gene Ontology annotation, molecular function: magnesium ion binding; terpene synthase activity. The coding region runs from base 38 to 1147 and encodes 369 amino acids. The transcript is spliced from 5 exons.